AAGAAACCAACCGAACUCCUGAUUCAGAACAUGUACCUGUCCCGAGUUUCCACCCAACCAAAGAUCCACCUUGAUCUCACCGUCAAUCAACAAUGUCCUUCGCCGUCAACUCACCGCCGGCCGUCAGACACUUCCCCCUUUCCCGGUCAUCCGUUUGCCGCACACCACGUGUCACCAUGGUCGCCCGAUCCACCACCGGUGUCUCAGUCUCCACCGCCGCUGCACUCCCUAUAUUAACCAAAUUACAAAACGACUGUUCCACCCCUCUCCCCGUCCUCCGCCACGUCGCUGACGCCAUGGCAACUGAUAUGCGAGCCGGCCUCGCCGUGGAUGGCGGCAGUGAUCUCAAGAUGAUCCUUAGUUAUGUCGAUUCUUUGCCAACUGGGAAUGAGAGAGGGUUGUUCUAUGCAUUGGAUCUUGGUGGAACAAAUUUUCGAGUUCUUAGAACUCAAUUAGGAGGAAAGGAAGAACGAGUGAUAGACACGGAAUUCGAGCAAGUUUCAAUACCACAAGAUAUCAUGUUUGGCACCUCCGAGGAGCUGUUUGAUUUUAUUGCCUCUGCUUUAGCAAAUUUUGUGAAAAAAGAGGGGGGAAAGUUUGUGUUGCAAAAAGACAGAAGUCGAGAAACGGGGUUUACUUUCUCUUUUCCGGUGAAACAAACCUCCAUUGAUUCCGGGAUACUAAUGAAAUGGACUAAAGGUUUUGCAGUCUCGGGAACGCCCGGAAAAGAUAUCGUUGUGUGUUUAAAUGAAGCUAUGGGAAGGCAAGGGCUGAAUAUGCGGGUAUCCGCACUGGUUAAUGAUACGGUAGCAACACUAGCCGGGGCAAGAUACUGGGAUGAUGAUGUCAUGGUUGCGGUUAUUCUCGGGACAGGAACAAAUGCUUGCUAUGUAGAAUCCGUGAAUGCCAUUCCUAAACUACAAGGCCAUAAAUCUAUCUCGGGAAAAACGAUAGUGAAUACAGAGUGGGGAGCGUUCUCAAACGGUCUUCCUUUGACUGAAUUCGAUAGAGAGAUGGAUGCGGAGAGUAUAAACCCCGGUGAGCAGUUAUUUGAAAAGACGAUAUCGGGUAUGUAUCUUGGCGAAAUUGUGAGACGGGUACUUGUGAGGAUGGCUGAAGAAAGUUCGUUAUUUGGAAAGGAUAUUCCUAAAAGACUACGAACUCCUUUCACUCUCGGGACCCCAAAUAUAAGUUCUAUGCAGCAGGACACUUCUGAUGAUCUUGAAGCUGUGGGAUCGAUCCUUUAUGAAGUAACAGGGAUGGAUUCAAAUUUAGAUUCGAGGAAGAUGGUGGUGGAGGUUUGUGACACGAUUGCAAAGCGUGGUGGCCGAUUGGCGGGAGCAGGAAUUGUUGGGAUACUACAAAAGAUGGAGGAGGAUUCAAAGGGUAUUGUGUUUGGAAAACGUACAGUUGUUGCCAUGGAUGGAGGCCUAUAUGAACACCACCCUCAAUACAAGAGAUACCUUAAAGAUGCUGUAAAAGAGCUUUUAGGGCCGGAGAUAUCAAGCAAUGUAGUUAUUGAGCAUUCGAAAGACGGAUCUGGUAUUGGAGCUGCACUCUUAGCGGCUACAAACUCGAUUUACGAACAUUAAUUGUAUAUUGUGAGGGUAAUUAUUGGCCCAAAACUAAAUAUGUAUUGAAUGUAUCUUAUGUGUAAUUUUUAUAAAAAGUCCAAGUUUUGGAGAAUAAAAUAACAUGAUCAAUUGAUAUUAA
Lactuca sativa (garden lettuce) is the source of this 1713-nucleotide messenger RNA. It is a transcript of the gene HXK3, whose product is annotated as hexokinase 3. Lineage: Eukaryota; Viridiplantae; Streptophyta; Magnoliopsida; Asterales; Asteraceae. The record is from RefSeq and is a predicted model, not a curated record. Gene Ontology annotation, molecular function: fructokinase activity; ATP binding; glucokinase activity. Gene Ontology annotation, cellular component: mitochondrion; cytosol. Gene Ontology annotation, biological process: glucose metabolic process; intracellular glucose homeostasis; carbohydrate phosphorylation.